Molecule: messenger RNA, 2977 nt
Organism: Rhineura floridana
Lineage: Eukaryota; Metazoa; Chordata; Lepidosauria; Squamata; Rhineuridae
Product: 25-hydroxyvitamin D-1 alpha hydroxylase, mitochondrial
Biological process (GO): cellular response to peptide hormone stimulus; cholesterol metabolic process; cortisol metabolic process
Cellular component (GO): mitochondrial inner membrane
Molecular function (GO): monooxygenase activity; iron ion binding; heme binding
Source: RefSeq, a predicted model, not a curated record
AUGCUGCUCCAACAGAACUUCGCGAUCCUCAUUCAGCUCGAAGUAUUUGGACUUUCGAGAGCCAAGAUGCCUCAGAUGCUCAAGAUGGCCAGCAGGGCAUCCUUGGUCGCAAAAUGCUUUCCUGAGAUUUGGGCUGAAUCUGCCCUCAAAUCUCAGGCGAGGGUUAUUAAAACCCACAAGACCCUGGAGGACAUGCCAGGGCCCAACGCGCUGAGCUUCUUCACGGAUCUGUUCUGUAAAAAGGGGCUAUCAAGAUUACAUGAACUCCAGACUGAAGGCAAAGCCAAGUAUGGCCCAGUGUGGAAGGCCAGCUUUGGGCCCAUCCUCACAGUCUACGUCGCAGAUCCCAGCCUGAUUGAGCAGGUGUUAAGGCAGGAAGGCAAACACCCCAUCCGCUCCGACCUCUCCUCCUGGAAGGAUUAUAGGGUGUGCCGUGGCCACGCAUACGGGCUCCUUACUGCGGAAGGCGAGGAGUGGCAGAAAAUCCGCAGCAUCCUAGGAAAGCAUAUGUUAAAGCCCAAAGAGGUGGAGGCCUACACCAGCAUGCUUAAUGAUGUGGUUAGCGAUCUCAUCCAUCGGCUGGAGCACCAGCAGAGUUCCCACAAUCAGCAUGUGGUGAAGAAUGUGGCUGAUGAGUUCUACAAGUUUGGAUUAGAAGGCAUCUCUUCGGUCCUCUUUGAAUCCCGCAUCGGUUGCUUGGAGCCCAAAGUCCCAGAGGAAACGGAGAAUUUCAUUCGCUCCAUCAAUACCAUGUUCAUCAUGACUCUGUUCACUAUGGCGAUGCCCAAGUUCUUGCACCAAAUCUUUCCUAAGCCAUGGCAGAAGUUCUGUGAAUCCUGGGACUAUAUGUUUGAAUUCGCCAAAGGACACAUUGACAAGCGGAUGGCUGAAGUUUCAGAAAAAGUCUCGCAAGGGGAGAAGGUGGAAGGAAAAUACCUGACUUACUACCUGGCGCAGGAGAAACUGUCCAUGAAAUCCAUCUAUGGAAAUGUGACUGAGCUUCUGCUGGCUGGUGUGGACACGAUCUCAAGCACCUUGUCCUGGAGCCUAUAUGAACUGUCCCGUCACCCAGAGGUGCAAACAGCCCUUCACAAGGAAAUUGCUGGAGUGAUGAAGGACAACCCCAUCCCAACAGCAGCUGAAGUAGCUCAGAUGCCCCUGCUGAAGGCGGUGGUGAAGGAGGCACUGAGGUUAUAUCCAGUGAUUCCUGGCAAUGCCCGUGUCAUCUCGGACAGGGACAUCCAAGUGGGAGACUAUCUCAUCCCCAAAAAAACCUUGAUCACCCUCUGUCAUUACGCUACCUCACGCGAUGAGAAAUACUUCUCCAAUGCCGAGUCAUUCCAGCCGGAGCGAUGGCUGCACAAGGACGAAGCACAUCACCCAUAUGCCUCCAUCCCCUUUGGCUUCGGCAAGCGCAGCUGCAUAGGCCGCCGCAUUGCAGAGCUUGAAGUGUAUCUAGCCCUGUCUAGGAUCCUGAUGCGUUUUGAAGUGAAGCCAGAACAAGAAGGUCACACUGUGAGACCCAUGACUCGCACCCUGCUGGUCCCGGAGAAGGAGAUCAAUCUGCAGUUUCUGAGCCGCUGAUUGGGACAAAGCAGAACCAUCCAUUUCGGGCCUCGCAUCAAAGCACACAAGACCUCGAGGUGAGACAUCCUUAGCAGCCUGGAGUGACGAAGCUAAUCCUCUGGAUUCUUUGGAGUCUGCUUGAAGAGUCCACGAUGUGGCUGUAGAACAACAACGCUGAGCGAGGUCUGCUAAAGCGGCCACCGAGUGCUACCUCUCAAGUAGUGCAUUUCUUAUUCUCAGUGGUCCAGUUGUGGGACCUAGAUUGCUAAAAAUGACUUUUCCGGCCCAGAGUUUCCCAGUCCAGAAUGUAGAGCACCAAGAGGCAUUUGAAAUAAGAGAACUGUAGGAAGAGGAGCUUGCUCUGAAACACACUUGCUUUCUUAUUCUGUUUGAUAGCUCCCAGAACUUUCUGAAACUGGGUGGAGAGACAGGAAUCCAAUAGCCAAUGGCAGUUGUGAGCAUUUUGCAUACUGAACAGCAGAGCUGGAAAUGCUUUAUCUAUGGGACUGUGAGGUCACGCAUGCAUACUCAACACUCCAUGGCAGUAGCGUCAAGGAAAGUCAUUGCAAAACAAGCGACGUGGAUGGAGCUUUUGUAUCCUCUCAAACCCAUAAUGUUGUACAAUGGGUGCAAUUGGCAAAUGACGUUUAUGCAUGUGUGAACCAUCCAUAUCUGACAUAAUAUUAGAUCAAUAUCAGAUCACUGCCAGUGUGCAAUCACCCAGGUUAUCUCUCACUAGUAUCUUGCAAAUGAUAUGUGGUUUUCUUUCCCAUGGCAAAGAACUGGCUUUAGACUUUAGGCUUUAGAAAUGCUGUAGAUGUCAUCUAUCUAGAUUUCAGCAAGGCGUUUGACAAACUCCCCCACGACCUUUUGAUUAGCAAACAAGUCAAAUGCGGACUACAUGGAAAUACUGUCAGGUGGAUUCACAACUGAUUGGAAAACCGUACUCAAAGAGUGGUCAUCGGUGGCUCUGCUUCGGACUGGAAGGAGGUCUCGAGUGGAGUGCCACAGGGUUCUGUCCUGGGGCUGAUACUCUUCAACAUUUUUAUCAAUGACUUAGAUGACGGGGUGGAGGGAAGCCUUAUGAAGUUUGCAGAUGAUACGAAACUGGGAGGGAUAGCUAACACAAUGGAAGACAGGAAUAAAAUCCAAAGGGACCUGGAUAGACUAGAAAAUUGGGCUGAAAUUAAUAAAAUGAAAUUCAAUAAAGACAAAUGCAGGAUUCUGCAUUUAGGCCACAAAAACAAAAUGCAUGGGUACAGGAUGGGAAAUACCCGGCUUACCAGUAGUGCGUGUGAGAAGGACCUUGGAAUUGUAGUGGAUCGCAAGUUGAACAUGACCCAGCAGUGUGAUGCUGCGGCAAAAAAGGCAAAUGCAGUUUUGGGCUGCAUAAACAGAGCUAUAGUUUCCA